AUGACUGACACCCGGCGGAGGGUGAAGGUUUACACGCUAAAUGAGGACCGCCAGUGGGACGAUCGAGGCACGGGGCAUGUGUCCUCUUGCUACGUGGAGAGGCUGAAGGGCAUGUCCCUGCUAGUCAGGGCAGAGAGUGAUGGCUCUCUUCUUUUGGAGUCCAAAAUUAACCCGAACACUGCAUACCAGAAACAACAGGAUACCUUGAUUGUAUGGUCUGAGGCUGAAAAUUAUGAUUUGGCACUUAGCUUUCAAGAAAAAGCAGGCUGUGAUGAAAUAUGGGAAAAAAUAUGUCAGGUUCAAGGCAAAGACCCUUCUGUUGAUAUUACUCAGGACCUUGUCGAUGAAUCUGAAGAAGAACGUUUUGAUGAUAUGUCAUCACCAGGUCUGGAGUUGCCAUCUUGUGAAUUAAGUCGACUAGAAGAAAUUGCGGAACUUGUGGCAUCUUCGCUGCCUUCGCCAUUGCGGCGCGAGAAACUCGCACUAGCGCUGGAAAACGAGGGCUAUAUUAAGAAGCUCUUAGAAAUUUUUCAUGUGUGUGAAGACUUGGAGAAUGUUGAAGGACUGCACCACUUAUAUGAAAUUAUCAAGGGAAUUUUCCUUUUGAACAGAACUGCACUUUUUGAGGUCAUGUUUUCUGAGGAAUGUAUAAUGGACGUAAUUGGAUGCCUAGAAUAUGAUCCGUCUUUAUCGCAGUCACGGAAGCACAGGGAAUUUCUGACUAAAACAGCAAAGUUUAAAGAGGUGAUUCCUAUAUCUGAUCCAGAGCUGAAGCAAAAAAUACAUCAGACAUACAGAGUACAGUAUAUUCAAGAUAUGGUCCUACCUACUCCCUCAGUUUUUGAGGAAAAUAUGCUAUCAACACUUCAUUCUUUCAUCUUUUUCAAUAAAGUGGAAAUAGUUGGUAUGUUACAG
Merops nubicus (carmine bee-eater) is the source of this 915-nucleotide messenger RNA. RefSeq names its product serine/threonine-protein phosphatase 4 regulatory subunit 3A-like. The record is from RefSeq and is a predicted model, not a curated record. The annotation marks the transcript as partial. Lineage: Eukaryota; Metazoa; Chordata; Aves; Coraciiformes; Meropidae. Gene Ontology annotation, molecular function: protein phosphatase activator activity. Gene Ontology annotation, biological process: DNA damage response; protein dephosphorylation. The transcript is spliced from 4 exons. Gene Ontology annotation, cellular component: protein phosphatase 4 complex; nucleoplasm.